AGUCUCUGAAUGGGAUCCAGACAGCGCGCAUUGUGGCCUCACCGCUCACAGUUUCUCAGAUUUCUUCAAUCAACACAAUUGACAGUUCGACCACUGGUACCGGUGUCCGAGAGGAGAUUGGUGUCAGCCAAUCAGUCACCAAUGGUUCCACGCAGGCAGCGAGUCUACAAAACUUAAUCACCACCAACCCUCUCCUUUCGGCCGUUCUUGUCAACUGUGCGACGGCCAAUCUGUUAACUCAGUUGGCCAACUCUGUUUCCUCGUCGAUGCUUUCACUGGCUCAGUCGAUAGCAGUCGAAAAACAACAGAAUAUGGCCGGACAGAUAUCGGAACUUACCCAAAUGCUGUCGGCGCUCACCUCCCUGGCCUCGACCCUCUCCUCUUCUCUACCAAGCUUGGCCAGCUUGCGGACAAAUUCGGCUACACCCACGAACCCCAUAUUGACCAGUCUCAUUAGUCAGAUCAACACUUCGACCGCCACCCCCAUGGUCUCCUCUGUCAUCCCGUUGGCUAGUUUGAAACUGGUUACCGGAACCGACAAAGCCAAGACAGAUUCGAUUCCCUCUACCAUCUCCUCACUCUCUCUCCCCGCCGUGUCAACCUAUGGGACUACAGUGCCUAAUAUCACCAUCUCCCCCCUCCAAUCUACCCCCAUUCCCAUUGUUACGGCCUCUCGAACCGUUCCUACGCCACGGCUGCCUGAUCACAUUGGUCUUUCAGGCGUCCUAACCGCUGUCCCCUCCUCUGGUUCUCCCUCGGUCAUCGCCGGCUGCAAGUCGCGGUUCAAACGACGACGAGACCUGACGGAGCAUGACAGUGUGCAUCGGGCCAAACGGGAAACUGAGAGUGGAGGUCCACUGUUAGCUCUGCUCACCGGGGAACAGCAGCAGCAACAAGAGAAAGAUGACUCGGCGGAUGAUGAUGAUGACGACGAUGAUGAGGACGAUGACGAUGAUGAUGAAGAUGACGAGGAGGAGGAUGAGGAGGGGAGUAAACAGGACGGAAGUAAGUCGGACGGUGGCACAUCCACUGGACAGAAGCUUUCUCUCGGCGAGGGUCAGAUCAGUCCACGAAACGCGGAAUCAGAGAAAGCCCCCAGUCGAAAGAGGAAGCGGCAUUUCUGCCCUUUCCCCAACUGUAAUCGUUCCUACGCUCGUCGUCAUCGACUGAAUCAACAUAUGUGUCAGCACACUGGAAUAGGACCUUACUACUGUGACCAACCGAGCUGUUCUGUGAAGUAUUUCUGUGCCAGUGAUCUUGAUCGUCACAAAUUAGUCCACCUCGUUCCCACCAGUGGGGAUCCCCUAAAGAGGCACCUCUGCCCUUAUCCUGGCUGU
Molecule: messenger RNA, 1337 nt
Organism: Dibothriocephalus latus
Lineage: Eukaryota; Metazoa; Platyhelminthes; Cestoda; Diphyllobothriidea; Diphyllobothriidae
Source: the annotation of a GenBank genome assembly